Monodelphis domestica (gray short-tailed opossum) is the source of this 4884-nucleotide messenger RNA. RefSeq names its product TruB pseudouridine synthase family member 2 (gene TRUB2). Gene Ontology annotation, biological process: RNA processing; pseudouridine synthesis. The record is from RefSeq and is a predicted model, not a curated record. NCBI's taxonomy places the organism in Eukaryota, Metazoa, Chordata, Mammalia, Didelphimorphia, Didelphidae. Gene Ontology annotation, molecular function: pseudouridine synthase activity; RNA binding.
GGUUGCGUCACUUCUGGCGACCUCCUAGUGGAAUGCCGGCAUGGGUUGGAGUCGCCUGCAUGGGCUCUUCGCAGUCUACAAGCCCCCUGGUUUGAACUGGAAACACCUGCGAGAUACUGUGGAAUCGCAGCUCCUGAAGGGUCUUAACGCAGAGAAGCGAUUUACUCCACAGGAGCACAUCCGAUUCCUGCUUGCCCCCACAGAAGAAAAUGAAAGAAAAGAACUGACCCUCAUAGCCACCAAUGUUCCAGUCCUUUCUGAGCACCCAUUAGUAAGAGGACUAAACUACACCAGUGUGAAGGUGGGCGUUGGGCACCGACUCGAUGUCAAGUCAUCUGGAGUGCUCGUGCUCGGCGUGGGACGUGGAAACAAACUGCUCACAGACAUCCACAAUGCCCAUCUCACAAAGGAUUACACAGUUCGUGGGCUCCUGGGAAAAGCCACCGAUGACUUCACUGAUGAGGGCAGGCUGAUUGAAAAGACCACUUACGAUCAUAUAACCCAAGAGAAGCUCAGCAGAAUCCUGGCAGUCAUCCAGGGCUCCCAUCAGAAGGCACUGGUAAUGCAUUCCAAUCUCAACUUGAAGACCCAAGAAGCCUAUGAAAUGGCUGUGAAAGGGUUAAUCCGACCCAUGUGCAAGACUCCAAUGCUGAUUACAGGAAUCCGAUGCCUCCAGUUUGCUCCUCCUGAAUUCCUCUUAGAGAUUCAGUGCAUGCAUGAGACCCAGCAGCUGCUUCGUCGAAUGGUACAUGAGAUUGGACUGGAGCUGAAGUCAGCUGCUGUCUGUACCCAGGUGCGCCGGACCAGAGAUGGGGUCUUCACCCUGGAGGAUGCCCUCCUAAGGACACAGUGGGAUAUGCACAGCAUUCAGAAAUCAAUCCAGAAAGUGGCACCCCGAGUGGAGGCAGAACUUAAAAAGUGCCAAACAGUAGGACCAGUCCAAAGAGGCCUUGUGGGACAGCCUGCCUCCUAACAGAUCCAGGUCACAGACAAAACUCAAGUAAACUUUCCCCAUGAGCUAAGUAGAAUGAGGGGUACACAGCCUCAGGAAAGAAGAGCAAAGGAGGAUGCUGUGAUGGUGUAGGAACUAGUAAAUAACCGAAUUGCAGGGGACAGAUAAGGGCAAUCCAUGACCUGACUCAGGUAAAAGUUCAUGGAUCCGCAGGAGAAAGAUUUGGGAACCUUUGAAAAUGAUCCUAAUCCAUUCAGUAAAUAAAAGGCCCUGCCCCCUGGCUUUUGUAUAAGGAAGUCAACCAGUGUUACUGCUCUAGUGGAAGAAUUGAGAAACAGGCAUUCUUGGCUACCUCUGAAUCUGGCCCAAGCUUGCCAAUGUCAGUGGCCAAGUGGUUGUAGAGAGGUGGAGACUCCAAGAUAAAAUAGUGAGAAGACAAGAUAGCAAAGGAUGAGCUGAUAAUGGGCUUAGAGUUACCCUUCUAACCUAUCUUGGGAAGGAGGAAUCGGAAAGAACUGAGCUUUCUUCUCUGAAGAACUUGGAGCACUCAAUGAGAGCUCAGAUUGUUUUGGUUUUUGUUACGAGAGCGGGAAAUGAGAUAUGGCUUUGUGGAAAUCUCUUCCUUUCUUCCUAACCCUAAAUCUCUAGGCAGGGUAAGUUAGGGGAGAAAGAACACAGGAAUUUGUGUCAGAAGAUCUGAGUUUGAAUCCCAGCUUUGCCAUUUUCUAUCUAGAUGGCCAUGGGCAAAUCACCUCACCUUUCUGAGCAUGUUUCCUCAACUAUAAGAAUCAGGAUUAUGACACGCAUUUCAGGCUGCACAGGGUUAAUUGUGAGGACCAAAGGAGAUGGGGUGGAUGUGUGCAUGGAUGUAAUUUUGUAAAUUUUGUAAACCUUUUAAGUGCUGUAUGAGGGUUAGUUACUGCUAUCCAACAGUAAAUCAAGACCACUUUCUAACAACUCAGGAUGAUGGACAUCUGGGCAAAUGGCCGAACAGCACAGGUAAUCUUUUUUUUUUUUAGUUCCUGUUCUAGUGCUUGGGCAUUGCUUUUUGGCUUAUCACUACCUAAACUCAAAAAGGACUGUGCCUCAUAUGUGCUCCUGGGGAUAGGGCCAAAUUAUAGGUGAAGAGGAGGGUGAUUGCAGAGCUUGUUCUAUGUUGCCUAACAACCACAUGUGGAAGAGAAUGGGAGUUAGAAAACCCUGCUAAGGCAGGGAAAAAUUCCAUUCUAAAUUGGUGACUUUUCACCUGCCUUCUUUCACCCUUCCUUCUCCUGCUGCUAUGUAGGUGUCAGAGGCAGACUUAAACCUAAGGAGCUUCUAGUACCCUUGCUCUAGUCAGAUAUGGACUAUGCAUAGUAAUAGUUAGGUCACAAUGAAUGGUAAUAACCUUGCUGAUAAACUUUAAGCAUCAGCUCCACCCAUCAUUACUCAUACCGCCCUUGUCCCCUCCAGAAUGGAUCCACCCCUUUUGUUAAGCAAAGCAAGGCUUUUGUGCUCCGGAAGUAUGUUCUACUUAACAAGUGCAAACUCUCAUAAAAUCCAAAUGGGAAUGGACUAUCAAGUCAAAUGUCCUACCCUUCUGCCUUGAUUCUCCCUGCCCAACAUGGGCUCAAGGAUGCGUGAAGAGUUUAUUUGUUCUCUCUUUUCUUCCUAAUUUCUACUGUGCCAGGAUGGCUAAUUUUUUGAAAGCUCAAUUCCAGUGUAUGCCUCAUCUUGCACAUAGUGGCUUCUUAAAAAGUCCUGCUGGAUAGAAUUGAAUUUUUCCCCCAUUCAUGCACCAUAGCCUAGAUUUCUUUCAGGCAACACAUUUUAAGUAUUCACCUACCAUUUAUAGAACGCUUUCUGUGUACAUAGCACUUGACUAGACUGCAGCUAAUGCCUGGGUAAAAUAUUCCCUAGAGUUUACAGUCUAGUGAGGGGAAUAAGAGAUGUAUACAAAUAACUAAUACAUCUGAAAGUCUAGUAAGAGGGAGCAGCUGGGUAGCUCAGUGGAUUGACAGCCAGGCCUAGAGAUGGGAGGUCCUGGGUUCAAAUUUGGCAUCAGACACUUCCCAGCUUUGUGACCCUGGGCAAGUCACUUGACCCCCAUUGCCCAGCCCUUACCACUCUUCUGCAGUGGAACCAAUAUAUACAGUAUUGAUUCCAAAACGGAAGGUAAGGAUUAAAAAAAAAAAAGUCUGGUAAGAGAAGUACCAAGUACUGUGAUUUCACUGGAGGGAAAAUAUUAAUUUCAAGGUACUUUUAUACUUAGAACCGUGCUAGCUGCUAUAAUUACAUGAGAAAUAUGAGACCCAGACCCAGUUCUUUCCUGCCAUAGGUCCCUGUGUGCAUUUACCUUACAAAUAACCUUUGGUCCUUUUUCUCUCUAUCCUUAAACCUACCUGGCUUGUUUUCCUUCACUCUCAUCCCUAAGCCUGGCUCUUAAGGUAGUAUUUUUUUCUGGCCCAUUUAUAUGGGUACUUUAUAAAUGCUUAUUAACUUAAGGCCCCAAAUAAAGGAAACAGGAGUCCUCAGGGGCCACAGUUUGCAUAGCAUGCACAUAAAAGAACAUGCCCUUGAUUAUACUUUUGUGUUCUAUCAAACUUUUCCUGGCCCCUCAGCUUGUCAGAAUAUGCUAAAUACUUCACCUAAGGAAAGAAAUGUAGGUUACCUGGGAACUCUUCCCUAUCUGUAGUGAUGGCUAGGCUGCAGUGAAUAUUUUCAGUAUCAGCAAGCCAGAUUGAUGUUAGUUAUCACUAACAAUUUCCUGUUUAUGUUGUGAGAUAAUGGUACAUACUAUUAAGAAAGGUCAGAGGAUCAUCUUUGCUGGAGAUAGAUGAAUUGCUAGUUCUUUCUGCCUAAGGAUUUUGCAUAUAGUAAUAAUAUAAGUUGGUGUCAUAGUUGCCUCUCCCCGAUUACUCUAAGAAAAAAAAAGCCAAACCAGCUUAGUCAGAAAACCUGUACUCGUCAUAAACCCCUGGACAAAUUGCCAAAUAUGAAUGAGCAUUGGUUUCCUCAUUUGUGAAAUGGUGGUAAUGCCCAUCAUACAUAUUUCAUAAUAUUGUUGUGAGGAUCAAAGGAUAGACUGUACGUAAUGCACUUAGCCAUGUAUGGUUGGUAUCAUUAAGGUUUGAAAGAUUUGGGAUACUUUGAGGAGUUCCAAUGGCCGAACUCACCCCUUUUGUGAAGUCAGGGACUUAUAAAGUGAGUGCCAGUGAAAGCAAAACAGCCCUGUUUCUUAUCCUAAGAAACCAGCAGAACAGGUUUUGGGGUUUUUUGUUUUUGGUAAGGUGGAUAAAGAAGCAAGAGACACAGAAAAAGUCACCUAGCAGUGAGCAAUUUUUCUCCUGCACAGGUUUAGGAUUAGGGAAAGACUGAAAUGACUGUUUACCAAGAGGAAGUAACCCAUUCAUAGCUGAUGCAAGUUGGCUAACAUUGGCUUGCUGUUUAAGAAUAAAGUUGUGUUUAGAUCUAAUUGAUGAUGGUUUGAGGGAAUUUAAACAUGUAUGUAAAACACCUUAUAAACCUUAAAGUACUAUAUAGUUGUGAAUAUGCCCUGUGACCAAGAUCAUCAGUGGGGAACUUGAAAUUGGAUAAACGAACUUAAGAAAUUUUCCCCAUUAGAAUGUAACCCCUUCAUUCCUUUUGUCUCUUGCCAUUUCUAAAACGCAUUUCCUUUUUUCCUCUUGAAUUUUAUUUCAUUUUUCAAUUAUAUGUAGGAACAAUUUUUGAAAAUUGUUUUCUGACAUUUGGUGAUUCAGAUUCUCUCCUUUCCUCCCUGAGGUGGUAUAUAGUCUGAUAUGUUAUCUCAGUGCUUUCAUACAAUAGAUGUAUUUACUUUUAACUCUUGUCUGCAUUUUAAAGUUUUACUUGAAUCUGGUCUUUUCAUCAGAAAUACUUGGAGGUCCUCAGUUUCAUUAAAGGUCUAUAUAAUCCCUGUAGGAUUAUACGAA